AUGAAGUCUGCAAUAAGAAGAUUUUUUAUAAAAGUGAAAAAUCCAUUUAAUAUUAAUAUUGUUCAGUUUCUAAGGAAAGAGAAUUAUUCUCAGUCAUCAUGUAAUGCCACAAAUAUUAAAAAACAAUCUAGCGAUGUUUUUAAACCUAACCGCUUUAUAUCCGAGAAUAAAUAUGAAGAUUCAAAAAAAAUUAACUUCACUGGAUAUACUUUGUUGGGUAUACCUAUUGCUGCAUUUAUGCUUGGUACAUGGCAAGUUCAUAGAUAUCAAUGGAAAUUAAAUUUAAUAGAAAAAUUAAACAGUCAUAUCAAUCAUGAGCCUAUUGAAUUACCAGAAAAUUUAGAAGCAUUGGAGUCAAAAGAGUAUUAUCCUAUUAAAGUAAGAGGCGAAUUUAUAUAUGAGAAAGAAUUUAUAGUAGGAUAUAGAGGAUUAAUAGUAGAUGGUAAAUCUGCAGACAAUACUUUAAUUGGUAUUCCAAAUGCAAAAAUGGGAUUCCAUAUUAUAACACCCUUUAAAUUGGCAAAUCAAGAUUUGACAAUCUUGGUAAAUCGUGGCUGGAUUCCAAGAUUUCAUAAAAAUCCAGUAAAAAGACAGAAAAAUCAAAUACAAGGGCAAACAGAAAUUGUAGGAAUUUUAAGACUGAAUGAAAACAGACCUCCAUUUGUCCCUAAAAAUCGCCCACACGCCGAUACGUGGUACUAUAGAGAUGUGUAUGCAAUGGCUGAAAAAGUAGACGCAUCCCCUAUAUACAUUGAAUUGAAAUCUAAUAAUCAUUUGCAAGAAUAUCCAAAAGCUAAUCAAACAAGAGUGGAAUUACGAAAUGAGCAUCUGAGUUAUAUUCUUACAUGGUAUUGUCUGUCUGCAGCUACUGGGUACAUGUGGUUCAAGAAAUUUAUAAGAGGAAUACCAUUAAUAUUGUAAAAAUAAGUUAGCAGUGCAUAAGCAUUUAAAGAUAUAAAAUAGUAACUAUCGGAAAAUUAGUAUAUACAGGAUAUUUCCUUUACCCUAAUGAGAUACUUAUUGGAAUUUAUAUAGAACUUAUUUCAAAGAUUUAAGGCUUUCACGA
Messenger RNA from Habropoda laboriosa, 1066 nucleotides. RefSeq names its product surfeit locus protein 1 (gene Surf1). The transcript has 5 exons. The record is from RefSeq and is a predicted model, not a curated record. Gene Ontology annotation, cellular component: membrane; mitochondrion. Lineage: Eukaryota; Metazoa; Arthropoda; Insecta; Hymenoptera; Apidae. The coding region runs from base 1 to 921 and encodes 306 amino acids. Gene Ontology annotation, biological process: mitochondrial respiratory chain complex IV assembly.